This is a messenger RNA of Branchiostoma belcheri (Belcher's lancelet), 1163 nucleotides long. Its product is annotated as collagen alpha-1(I) chain-like. Lineage: Eukaryota; Metazoa; Chordata; Leptocardii; Amphioxiformes; Branchiostomatidae. Bases 46 to 510 code for a protein of 154 amino acids. The record is from RefSeq and is a predicted model, not a curated record. The transcript has 3 exons.
GAUGAGAACGCAAACAAGAAAAGACGUUGGCGUCUCUUCAAGAAGAUGUUGAAGAUCCACGGCGUCAUUCUUGUUUUGUUCAUAUCAAUAUCAUUGUCAUAUUUUGCAGUCAAAGUCAGCUCUCUUUCGUCGGAGGUGACAGAACUUCCUUCAGAGAUAGCCAAACUUUCUCUGGAGAUGGAAAACCGCUUCAAGACGAUGGAGUUGCGACUAAAAGACCUGGAACGAAUGACUGGAUAUCCAGGAGAGAAGAAGCCUAUGGGGCCUGCUGGUCCUGUUGGACCGCCCGGGCCGCCUGGGGAAAGGGGACCCAUCGGGCCCGCUGGUCCUGGAUCUGUUGGACCACCUGGGCCUCCUGGACCACCAGGGGAAAGGGGGGCCAGGGGGCCUGCUGGUCCUGGACUUAUGCCACCAUGGGAAGAGGAGGGAGGCAUAGGUGACCCACCUAUGCCACCAUGGGAAGAGGUGCUCUUCGGGCCUGCUGGUCCUGGAACUUCCAAGGCUAAUUAAAAGAGAGACACCAUUGUCUUAUUGAUGUGUUAUUUAGUACCGGCGACACCAGUCUGUUUGAUGUGUCAUUUAGUGCCAGGGACAGCAGCCUUGUUGGUGUGUCAUUUAGUACCGGCGACAUCAGUCCUGUUGUUAUUUAGUACCAGGGACAGGAACACCUGUCUUGUUGAUGUGUUAUUUAGUACCACGGAUAGGGACAGCAGUCUUGCUGAUGUGUUAUUUAGUACCAGGGACAGGAACACCUGUCUUGUUGAUGUGUUAUUUAGUACCACGGGCAUGGGCAUCUGUCUUGCUGAUGUAUUAUUCAGUACCACGGAUAGGGACAGCAGUCUUCUUGAUGUGUUAUUUAGUACCAGGGACACCAGUCUUGCUGAUGUGUUAUUUAGUACCAGGGACAGGGACACCAGUCUUGUUGAUGUGUUAUUUAGUACCGGGUACAACAGUCUUGGUGUGUUAUUUAGAAUCAGGGACAGCAGUCUUGUUGAUGUGUUAGGUACCGGGGACAGCAGUCGUGUUGGUUUUUUUUUAUUUAGUACCAGGGACAACAGUCUUGUUGGUGUGUCAUUUAGUGCUAGUGUCAGGCACAGCAGUCUUGUUGAUGUGUUAUUUGGUACCAGUGACAGCACUUUUAUUGUUGUGAUAUUUAGUACCAG